AUGGCACCGUUUGAUCGACGAUUCGCCCUUUUUGUUGCCUCUUUAUCUUCUUCUUUUCUUUUAACACUGCUCAAUUCUGCUAUUAUUGCCCGUCCCACUGGAUCUGCUCCAUUCCCUGAAGUGAAUGUUGUAGCAGCGCAUAAUCAGUCUGAAUCAAGACAAAAUAAUUAUCGCGAUCACGGCCGUGGUCAUGGUCGUGGACGUGGGAGAGGAUGUGGGAGAGGACGAAUCAAUUAUCGUCAUCAUGUUGGAAAUAAACAUGAGAACAAUAAAGGUCCUAAAAAUAAUUCUUCGAGAGGUAAAUCCAAUUUUUGUCACCGGUGUGGUAUGAAGGGUCAUUGGGCACGUGAAUGUCGUACGCCUGAACAUUUUGUGAAACUUUAUCAAGCCUCUCUCAAAAGGAGAGAUAAUAAUGUGGAGGCAAACUUGAGUUUUCGAAAUAAUGAUGAUGAAGCAACCCCCUCAAAUAAACAUGAAAAUAUUGAGGCAAAUAUGGCUUAUAAAGAUGAUGAUUUCGCAGAUCUUUCAAAUAUUACUCAUUUGGAUGCUGAAGACUUUAUGAGUAUUGAUUAA
Molecule: messenger RNA, 573 nt
Organism: Solanum dulcamara
Lineage: Eukaryota; Viridiplantae; Streptophyta; Magnoliopsida; Solanales; Solanaceae
Exons: 2
Coding region: 1-573 (190 amino acids)
Molecular function (GO): nucleic acid binding; zinc ion binding
Source: RefSeq, a predicted model, not a curated record